Molecule: messenger RNA, 967 nt
Organism: Theobroma umbraticum
Lineage: Eukaryota; Viridiplantae; Streptophyta; Magnoliopsida; Malvales; Malvaceae
Product: Haloacid dehalogenase-like hydrolase (HAD) superfamily protein
Molecular function (GO): acid phosphatase activity
Source: RefSeq, a predicted model, not a curated record
UUUCAUUGCCCAUCGGACAGACGAGUAGAAAGAAACAUUUAUCAAUCAACCCUCAGCCAGCCCCUCUGGACUCUCGAAGGUCUCUCUCUCCUGUCUUCGUUUGCCAUAAUUUCAGAACACGGAGAGACAGAGAGAAGCCAAAGGAUGGGAGAAGAGAAAGUGAAAGAGGAGGCCAUGCGGAUUAUUGGGAUGUUCCAAGUUCUUCCUCGUUUGGUCGUUUUCGAUCUUGAUUACACUCUCUGGCCUUUCUAUUGUGAAUGUCGCUCCAAACGUGAAAUGCCAUCUGUGUACCCCCAUGCUAAAGGCAUAUUAUCUGCACUCAAGGACAAGGGAAUUGAUCUAGCUAUUGCCUCAAGGUCUCCUACUGCAGAUAUCGCAAACACAUUUCUUGACAAAUUGAGUAUCAAGCCUAUGUUUGUUACCAAGGAGAUUUUUUCUAGCUGGACACACAAGACGGAUCAUUUCCAGAGAAUUCAUUCACGGACGGGGAUUCCCUUCAACUCGAUGCUCUUUUUUGAUGAUGAGAACAGGAACAUACAAGCUGUCUCUAAGAUGGGAGUGACAAGCAUAUAUGUGAGUAAUGGGGUUAAUCUCGGAGCAUUGCGACAAGGGCUAACAGAAUUCACUAAAAAUCAGAAUGCAUCUGAGAAGAACAAGCAGAAAUGGCUCAAAAAGUACUCUCAAAAUUCAAAUGCAUCAGAUAAGAACAACCAGAAAUGAGUGUUCUUAAUUCUUAUAUGUUAGUCCUUGGUCUACAGUAUCAGAAAAUCAAGAUUAUUUAAAAAAAUUAUCUGGAUAUUAUUGGAAACCACAUUCAGUUUAUAAAUUAAGAUAUGUUGUAGACUUGUGUUGCCUUCUGGAGCACUUGUAUCGAAUGAUUCAGGAAUCAGGAGUUUAUCAAUUUUAUCAGAAAUUGCAGAGAAUACCCCACACGGAUGUUGUGUGGAAGUAGUUUUGAACUCAGUAA